Molecule: messenger RNA, 441 nt
Organism: Necator americanus (New World hookworm)
Lineage: Eukaryota; Metazoa; Nematoda; Chromadorea; Rhabditida; Ancylostomatidae
Exons: 1
Coding region: 1-441 (146 amino acids)
Source: RefSeq, a predicted model, not a curated record
AUGCUCAAGCUAUGUACCUCCGAGCUGGGCAGAAGGAGACGAGCGGCUUGGGGAGCGUAUAAGAGCAUCGAGGAUGUAGUGAAGAAGACCAGGAACACCCCGCUCCGUGCUUACCUCUUCAGCACCACCGUUGUUUCUGCUUUGACCUAUGCUUCGGAAACCUGGACAUUUCGCAAGCAGGAAGAAAACGCGGUGAGCGUCAUAAAAUGCUCAAUCGAAAGAGUGAUGCUAGGAGUAUCCCGUUUCACGCAAGUGAGGGACGGGAUUCGAAGUUCUCUCCUACGUCAGCGAUCGAAGAUUAGAGACGCCGCCGCCAAGGAAAGUAAAAUAAGCUGGGCAGGACACGUGAUGCGCUUUAACGACAACCGUUGGACCAGAGCCGUGAGCGAGGUUCCCCGCGAUAUCAAGUGCACUACAGGAAGACCGCCGACCCAAUGGUGA